GCCUGAUGAGCUGGCCGUGCUUUCUCCAAUAUAAGCCAUUUGCAGGCAAAAGACCCGUGAAAACUUUCUGAAUUUUUGUUUCACAAAACUAGAAGGCUGAUCCUCGGAUGCCAUUGAAUAUUUCUGUGUUUCAGCAGUAAGUAAAAUACCAUCAAAAUGUCGACGUCGGCGGUUUUCGUUCUUGAUAUAAAAGGAAAGGUGAUAAUUUCUCGGAAUUAUCGUGGAGAUAUUGAGAUGUCCUUGAUCGAAAAGUUCAUGCCUCUUGUGUUGGAAAAGGAAGAAGAAGGAAGUCAAACGCCCAUUUGCGUUCACCAGGAUGUUACUUUCGUAUAUAUCAAGUACAAUAAUCUCUAUCUGGUAUCAAUGACAAAGAAGAAUGCAAAUGUGGCUUUGUUGUUUGUUUUCCUCCACAAGUUAGUGCAGGUGUUUACAGAAUACUUCAAGGAACUUGAGGAAGAAAGUAUCAGAGAUAAUUUUGUGAUUAUAUAUGAACUGCUGGAUGAGUUGGUGGACUUUGGAUAUCCACAGUUUACUGAGACAAAGAUCUUACAGGAGUAUAUUACUCAGGAAGGUCACAAGUUAGAUGUUGGUGCACCUAAACCUCCUGUUGCUUUGACAAAUGCUGUCUCAUGGAGAGGAGAGGGUGUGAAAUAUCGCAAAAAUGAAGUUUUCUUGGAUGUGAUUGAAUCAGUCAAUCUUUUGGUUAGUGCAAAUGCUAAUGUGUUACAGAGUGAAAUUGUUGGUGCAGUUAAGAUGAGAUGUUAUCUAACUGGCAUGCCUGAACUGCGGCUGGGAUUGAAUGACAAAAUUUUGUUUGAAAGCACAGGACGAAGCAAGAGCAAAGCAGUAGAACUGGAGGAUGUCAAGUUUCAUCAGUGUGUCCGUCUGUCUAGAUUUGAGAAUGACCGCACAAUUUCUUUCAUUCCUCCUGAUGGUGAAUUUGAACUGAUGUCCUACAGACUCAACACACAUGUGAAACCCUUGAUUUGGAUCGAGUCAGUUAUUGAGCGUCACUCUCAUAGCAGAGUAGAGUACAUGAUUAAGGCCAAGAGCCAAUUCAAGCGGCGUUCGACUGCCAACAAUGUUGAGAUUCAUAUUCCUGUUCCUCCAGAUGCUGACUCUCCUAAAUUUAAACAAACAGUAGGAGUUGUAAAGUACACCCCAGAGGACAAUGAAAUCGUGUGGAAUAUGAAAUCCUUCCCGGGAGGGAAAGAGUUCUUGUUGAGAGCUCAUUUCAGGCUGCCAAGUGUGGAUUCAGAGGUGGACGAAGGUAGACCACCCAUCAAGGUCAAAUUCGAAAUUCCUUACUUUACAGUAUCUGGCAUUCAGGUCCGUUAUCUCAAGAUUAUAGAAAAGAGCGGCUACCAAGCCCUUCCUUGGGUUCGUUACAUCACCCAAAAUGGAGAUUACCAGUUGAGAACAACAUGAAAAAGAGAGGCCGCACCUUCCAUGUACAACAUUAAAUCUAUCUUGUGAAGACAUUUGCCGAUGAGGAAAACUGAAAAAAGAGAAAUAUUAGAUAUCCCCUCCUUUGUUCUUGCUAGACAAUGCACUGUCCACACAACAGCUCAAGAGUAGCGACAAACUUAGAAGCUGGAGGUUUUUAUUUUGAUAUAACGCUAAGUUCUCACAGCCAAUUUAUGAGGAAAGAUAUAGCAGCUUAAAAGGAGAAUUACGCAUUAGAUCGCUGAAGUUUAAGAGAUGUCAUACCAAAAAAGGAAAAAGAAAAAGCUAGUUUAACCUUUUCAACCCUAAGAGUGAUCAGCAUCGUAUUUCUCCUUUCCCUUUUAUUGCUGAAUCAUUUAUUAAAAUGAUGAGAAUUAAAGAAAUGAUCGCCAACCUAACAAGCUUUGAUUGUGUAGCAAAUUCUCCUUUUCACUACCAAAAGAAAUGUAAAGACAGUGGUAUGGAGAAUAUGGAUAUUGAUUUUAAGGGUUAAGUUCGAGAAUGAAAACUAUAAAGGAGUUCGACAGAAUCAAGUUGAAUGCUCUUUAAGUAAUAAAUCAUACGCUUCUUGUUGUUCAGUUAGAGAUCUCAUUCGGCAAAAUCUUUAGUAAAUAAAGUAUUGGCAUUUUUCGUAAA
Messenger RNA from Pocillopora verrucosa, 2082 nucleotides. RefSeq names its product AP-1 complex subunit mu-1. Gene Ontology annotation, cellular component: clathrin adaptor complex; clathrin-coated vesicle. Gene Ontology annotation, biological process: intracellular protein transport; vesicle-mediated transport. The record is from RefSeq and is a predicted model, not a curated record. Gene Ontology annotation, molecular function: clathrin-cargo adaptor activity. Lineage: Eukaryota; Metazoa; Cnidaria; Anthozoa; Scleractinia; Pocilloporidae.